Messenger RNA from Dacryopinax primogenitus, 2499 nucleotides. RefSeq lists its product as uncharacterized. The transcript has 2 exons. NCBI's taxonomy places the organism in Eukaryota, Fungi, Basidiomycota, Dacrymycetes, Dacrymycetales, Dacrymycetaceae. Bases 194 to 1987 code for a protein of 597 amino acids. The record is from RefSeq and is a predicted model, not a curated record.
CGUCUCUCACCUCCUCCUCGACGUCCUCGCCGUUCUACUCUUUCUGUCCUGUGAAAGGACACCAGUCUGCAGCCGAUUGACCGCACAUUCACUCAUUUCAUCUGCACCAGUCGCUCAUUACCAAACCUUCACCUUCCCAUCAAACCCACUUCAACGCCCAUCAGCCCCCAAAUCAAACACCCACUAAUCCCAAAUGGCUUAUCCUCCACAACGGCAUUCUCCAGAGGUUCAGUACUACGAGAACCGAGGGCACUCCCCAGAGCCACAAAUGUCCUACCCGCCAUCACCCAGCAUGUCAACAACAGACCUACACGCACCUUACCGGCUCCCCCAGGGCGAGGCGAGCAGCUCGACACUCGUAUCGGCUCCUUAUGGCUCGUAUGGCAACAUGAGCGUGUACGGCGACUCGGACACAGCAUCGAUCGCACCUCUCAACAAGAAGCGCUAUUCAGCAAAUCUGUCACCACGCAGUCCGAUGCCCAACUCGGCUCAUCCUCUACGCACAGCAUUCACACCGUCCCGUGUUAGCCUAUCUACCCGUCAAUCCUCCUAUGAGCGCGAUAGGGAACGCGAUCGUGUGCCCAGCGCGAUACAGAUGAACGCCCAAGGGCGUGCUCGCAGUCGAAGCAUGAGCCAGUCCAAGUCCCAGCCACCGUUAAACACAAACACGGUGCCCACCCCGGAGCCGUACACGUCACUCGCGAUAUUUCGCCCUUCACGCGAACGGCAGAAUCUCUACACGCCCCGAGAGCACCAUCUCGAUUUCCUCAAGUUCCUCGCAGCGCUGUUCGUCCUCACAGGUACAUUCUUCCAGGCAUUCCUCCCUACCGUCGCUGCACCACUCGCUAUCGCUCCGGGAGGCAGCAUGGAACCGCUCAUCUCCCAACAUCUGGGUAUAACGUGUUUCCUCAUGCUGACGGGACGCGCCCUUACCGCGCCUUUGUACAACCCUUACCCGAACUCGUCGAGCUACAGGCCCAGUUUCCAUCUGCUCUCUCGACAGAUCCUCCUCCGCCCUAUCAGAUACGGAGCCCCCGUCGUGGUGGUCGCGGUCAUUCAGUGGGCGUUAGGUGACACAGCUCUGCAGACAGCGAACUCUUUGAACAAUGCGAACUUUGUGCCGCCCGAGUGGAAGAGCAUAUCCAACUUUGGAGGGCUGAUGAACCUUAUUUGGGGAUGCUUCACCUGGGGUGCUGAUAGCGCAUCCGUCGUUCAGACGUUCGGCAGCAACCUCUGGAUGUCUGCUUGGUUAUUCCAAGCUUCGUAUUUCGCUCUGAUCCUGUUUGUCGUGCUUGCGCCGUUACCUAGCAGCAAGUACUGGCUCAUGAUCCUCAUUGCGCCUUUCCUCUGGGCGACCAACUCAUACUUCCUCCCUACGUUGAUCGGGGUCUUCCUCACGGAUCUGGGUGCCCAUGGGUGGACGCCCUUGCUCAAUCUCCACCUCGGGUUCCGCAUCCCACUUCAGCUCGGCGCGCUCGUCCUCGCCGCUGUAGUCGAGCUAGUCCCAGCCAUCCGUACACCUAUCAACAACGGUAUGGCAGCAUGGAAUGUACGCGGACAGAACUACAUCAACAUCCAGUUCACCGACAUCCUCUUCGCCGCCCUUGUGAUCAUCGCCAUCGAUUCCAGCCCGUUACUGAAGAGCAUCCUCGGUUUCCGCCCGCUCCGCGCCCUUUCCCGCCUCUCGUCGGGUGCGGCGCUCAUGGCCCCGCUGGUCGUGUACGCCGUUCUGCCAAAUAUGAACCCGUCGCUGUUCGUCGGCUGGCUCCUCACUGUCCUUCUCUCACUCGUCCUCGCGAUCCCCUUCCGUAUCUUCCUCGAAGUCCCCGCCAUGGCCGCCGCGGAGAUCACCCUGGAGAAGAUGCGCACCUGGGGCGGGGAUGGCCUAGAGCUCAGAGACGUAGACGCCUAUUGGGGCAGGCACAACGGCGAAGACAAGGAGAGCGAAAGCAGCGAGAUGACAGAGCUCAAGCGGGAAAAACGCUGACCAUCUGCUCGCCACAUUCUGGCUUCACGAACCCGUCAGUCCACCCCAGCUCCAUCAUCAACGUGUCCCGGAACAAGGAAUCCCACCGAUACCCGCAAGAGCGAAUUAUGCAACUAUCGAAGAACUCAAACGUGAACGUGCUUUUAUCGAUCCCCUAGCCCAGAUCAUGCUCCCCGGUUACCCGCGUCGUCUCACGGUCUCAUUCCAAAUCAUCCUCAUUGAAUUAUUCUUGCUUCCUCUUCUACUUGUCACUUCCCACCCUGUUACUUACUACCCUUGCUCGUGUUGUGGAAACAUGAUAGAUCACUCAACGUGCACGCCAGGGCCGUUGAUCGUCUCACCCGCGCCGCACUUCUACGAUACAUUCUUACCUCUUACCGGACUUCGUACUUCCCUGACUUGCUUCACGUUCCCCGCUCCCGGCUCGGGCGCGGACUGUUUACUACGUAUGUCUAGUCAUUGUAGAUUGACCUUGGGGAUGCUGUAGGAAGUGGGAAAUGCAGAUGUUGUGC